AUGCCGCAGCACCUGUUGGGAGUUGUAGUCCGCGUGCUGGCCAGCACCAAUCAAAUGUGGAACUACAACUCCCGGCAGGCGCAGCGCGUGCAGGCAGACACCGAGGACGGGCCACGAUCGGGGGUCAGGGAGGAGCGUGACCCGGCGCUGUCUGCUAGCUGCUUCUCCUGCUCGCUCACCUCCGGGGAGGCGAACCCCUUACUGGAGAGAGAAAGUUGGAACUAUGGCUCGGCGGUUCAAGGCUCUUGUUUACAAAGCCUGCAGCCCCUGCUUCAAUUCCUCAGCACCCACGCACAGCUGGAUGCAUACACCUAUUUUGAGAUCAGGAGUGAGAAUGAAGUGAACCCAAAGCAGGAGAUUAGUGAAGAUGUGGAGUUUGGCACUACAGCUGAAAGACCCGUGGGGAAUGCUGAGGAAAAUCCUGAAGGUGAAGAGGCCUUUGAAAGUGGGGAAAAGCCAGAAAGACAGUGGGGAGAUUUGACAGCAGAAGAGUGGGUUAGCUACCCUCUCCAACAAGUCACUGAUCUGCUCGUCCACAAAGAAGUCCACACAGGCAUUCGAUAUCACAUAUGUUCUCAUUGUGGAAAGGCCUUCAGUCAGAUUUCAGACCUUAAUCGACACCUGAAAACUCACAAGGCAGACAAACCCCGUAAAUGUUCCGAGUGUGGAAAGGGCUCAGCCAUCGCUCCCACCUUCUUCAGCACCCGAGAGUGCACAAUGGGGAGCAGGCAUGUGACUGUAGUGAGUGUGGGGAAAGUUUUGGAAGGAGCUCCUACCUUAUUCAGUGUCAGACAUCUGGGUGAGAAGCCUCACAAAUGCAAUGAGUGUGAGAAAAGCUUCUGCCACAUUUCUUACCUCAUCCAGCACCAAAGGGCCCACAAUGGGGAGAAACCAUACGAGUGUGAGGAAUGUGGGAAAAGCUUCAGCCGAAGCUCCCACCUGUCCCAGCACCAGAGGACACACGCGGGUGACAAUCUUCAUGAGUGUAAGGAGGGCGGACAGGGCUUCAGCGACAGCUCUGAUCUCAUCAAGCACUAUCUCAUCCCAAGUGUGAUGAGUGUGGGAAGAGUUUCGGUCAGAGCUCUGAACUGGUAGGACACCGCAGAGCCUACACGGGAGAAAAGCCGAACCGCUGUAACAAAUGUGGGGAGAGCUUUAGCCACAUUUCAGCUCUGGUUCAGCAGGAGAGGGCCCACACUGGAGAGAAGCCCUAUGAAUGCCCCAU
Jaculus jaculus (lesser Egyptian jerboa) is the source of this 1225-nucleotide messenger RNA. It is a transcript of the gene Znf436, whose product is annotated as zinc finger protein 436. The record is from RefSeq and is a predicted model, not a curated record. Bases 1 to 1095 code for a protein of 364 amino acids. Lineage: Eukaryota; Metazoa; Chordata; Mammalia; Rodentia; Dipodidae. The transcript has 6 exons.